Molecule: messenger RNA, 573 nt
Organism: Melospiza melodia melodia
Lineage: Eukaryota; Metazoa; Chordata; Aves; Passeriformes; Passerellidae
Product: Fc receptor-like B
Exons: 5
Coding region: 1-573 (190 amino acids)
Biological process (GO): cell surface receptor signaling pathway
Cellular component (GO): plasma membrane
Molecular function (GO): transmembrane signaling receptor activity
Source: RefSeq, a predicted model, not a curated record
AUGGGGAGUGGUGGCCACAGCAGUGUCCAGACCAUGCAGAUCCUGGUGGAGCCCCCCUGGAGGCCAGCAGUGCUGUGGGACCGUGAGGGACCUGAUAACUUCACUGUCAUCGAGAGAGGCACCUACAUGUGUCACAGACCCGGCACUGGGCUCAGCCCCCCUGUAGUGGUCUCAGAUGAUUUGCUGGUGCUGCAGGUGCCAGCAGGGGUGCUGCUGGAGGGGGACACGAUGACACUGCGCUGUCGGUGCGGCCAUUGGAACCACAUUGUCACCAGGGUGCAAUUUUACCAGGACGAGAAGGAAGUGAGGGGGUUCAUCAACGGGACCGAGCUGUACCUAUUUCCCCUGCAGCUGCACCACAGUGGCCACUAUAGCUGCGGGGGCUUGGUGGGGUCCUGGCAGUCACGAUCAGCAGCAGUGACAGUGAAAGUGUAUGUGCCCGUGGACAAUGCCACCAUCACCCCCGGUUUCCUGGAGGUGACUCCACAAGAUAAAGGGACACACAGGGAAACAGGUGGGGUCACUCAGGUUUGCAAGGGAGUGCAGGACACCUGCGGUGAUGGGCAAUCCUGA